This is a messenger RNA of Thamnophis elegans (Western terrestrial garter snake), 1852 nucleotides long. It is a transcript of the gene ATP6V1E1, whose product is annotated as ATPase H+ transporting V1 subunit E1. The record is from RefSeq and is a predicted model, not a curated record. Bases 149 to 829 code for a protein of 226 amino acids. Gene Ontology annotation, molecular function: proton-transporting ATPase activity, rotational mechanism. Gene Ontology annotation, cellular component: proton-transporting two-sector ATPase complex, catalytic domain. NCBI's taxonomy places the organism in Eukaryota, Metazoa, Chordata, Lepidosauria, Squamata, Natricidae. Gene Ontology annotation, biological process: proton transmembrane transport. The transcript has 9 exons.
CGAAAGUCAGCUGCCGCAACUCCUGAGCGUGACCUAAGCCGCAUCUGAUUGGGCCCUUCCAUCCCUUCAGCCUGCGGGAGCCCCGGUUCGAGCGGACGCUUCUCCUUCUCUUUCCCCCGAGCCGUCGCUUCUCUAGCCCGCGUUCAACAUGGCGCUGAGCGAUGCCGAUGUUCAGAAGCAGAUUAAGCACAUGAUGGCUUUCAUUGAGCAGGAAGCCAAUGAAAAGGCAGAAGAAAUAGAUGCUAAGGCUGAAGAGGAAUUCAACAUAGAGAAAGGUCGACUUGUUCAGACACAAAGGUUGAAGAUCAUGGAGUACUAUGAAAAGAAAGAAAAACAAAUAGAACAGCAAAAGAAAAUUCAGAUGUCCAACCUGAUGAAUCAGGCAAGACUGAAGGUUCUCAAAGCAAGAGACGAUCUAAUUGCAGACUUGCUGAGCGAAGCCAAGCAGAGACUGGCUAAAGUAGUGAAGGAUACAGGCAGGUACCAAACCCUGCUGGAUGGCUUAGUACUACAGGGAUUGUAUCAAUUACUUGAGUCUAGAAUGACUAUCCGUUGCAAGAAACAGGAUCUUCCCUUAGUAAAGAAUGCAGUCCAGAAGUGUAUUCCAAUGUACAAAACUGCCACCAAAAAAGAUGUUGAUGUUCAUGUUGAUCAGGACAAUUUUCUUCCAGAAGACAUAGCUGGAGGUGUUGAAAUUUAUAACAGUGACAAUAAAAUUAAGGUAGCUAAUACACUGGAAAGUCGUCUGGAUCUCAUUGCUCAGCAGAUGAUGCCAGAGAUCCGGACAGCACUUUUUGGUGCCAACAGUAACAGGAAGUUCAUGGACUAAAUUUCCUGGAACGCUGGUGGAAUUCUCUUCCGCUGUUGUGCUGAGGGGAAAUGCUGGAGCAUUUCCAAUGAAACAACGUCCCUUCCCCCAAAAUGUACUACAUGCUCUAUUGUGUUACCUGAAUAUGUUUUUUCAGUUAAAUUAUUAACUUUUGCAUACUUGCUGUGCUUAGUCUGAGAGAAAGGCAGGAAGAACUUUUUCCAGAGAGUAGUGGCGCGGCAUCCAAAAAUGAAGGCAUUUUGCACUCUUUGAGCCAGACUGAGGAGAGAAAUCAUUUGGAGCUCUGUUGUCAUUCUCCAGUAUUGUUCCUUCCCUCAAAACAUACCACCAGUCUGUGCUGCUUUAUCUAUUUUAUUCCUUUCCAAAGCUUACGUUCCAUGUGCCGACGACUGCAAACCCCACAAGAUCCCCAAUCUGGUGCUUCCCAGGCCGGGAAAAAAAAGCAACUCACGUUAACUUGGUUUUAGUCCCAGAAUUUUGUUCUGUAUAUGUGAUUGAAACUAUAUAAAUAUAUGUAUACACACUCUCAUUGUGCUGAAGUUUAUUAAAAUUAAAAGCAUGCAAUCUUGUGUUUGAUUUAUUUGUUGUUGUUAUAGCAGAGGACAGAUGGUUACAUCCACAUGCAGUUUAUGAAAACAAAUGGCAGCUGUGGUUUGUCAGAUAUGGAAAGAGAUUUGGGGAACCUGAGGUGGAGUUAGCUCCUUGUAGAAUCAAAAUCUUCACAUUAACAUUAGGAAAAAAAGUGUAUUUCUGAGUAUAAAUGUUGAUUAAUUAGAGGCUUUCUGGAAAUUUGAAGAGUAAUCCUAGUUUACAAACUUUAAGAAGCUCAAACUAUAUGCUGAAAUACUAGAUAGUUUAUAUCCAUCUCUCUCUCACCUGUUUUCUAUAUACAAUGUAAUCCUCUUAACUCAAAUUAGGAUGAGAGUGUUCUGCCAGAAUCACUAAGGCGACAAGACUAGUUAAAUAUCUUCUGCAAACCAGGUCAUAAUGUAAGCUAUAGAAAUGGGUUUAAAUGUAUCAGUC